AUUAGUUGACCGUGAUCAAAGUGCCGACCACAUAACACAUUCAAAACAUCGUACACAAGACUUACAUGACAAAUUUUGUUUCAAUAUUAUUCAUUUGACUCUUAUGGCAGCCAGACAGCUAUUAAAAAACCAACUGCUUGAACUUGGGGAUGAAAACGCAAGUAUGGACGCGACUGUUAAUUGUAAGGAAAUUAAAGAAGUCGGGAAAUUAGCUCGUUCUUUGGGCGACCAGUUGUUGUUCUCGACUCCCGAAGUCAAACGCCACCAAAAUGAAAGAGAAAGGUCGAAUCAAAUAAAUUGGUUGUCAAAAUUUAUAGAAGCUUUUGACGUGACUCUGGAAUGGCUUGAACACAAAGGUCAAAAUAUGUACAUGGGUGCAAAAAAACUAGAGCAAAUAUUGAGAGGACUGUAUAAUUUAACAGAUAUCGGGAACAACGCUCAAAUCUUCGUGAUAAUGGAAAUAGCCAGCGCAUUUCUGACAAGCGAUCAAGAUCCGUUUCCAGGAAAGCGUCAAUACAUAGUGCAGUGUUUGGAAGAUGUCAAAGACCACCAGAAAUCCAUUGAGCGUUUAGUCGCAGAUGCGAGCAGCUUGCUUCAAGAAAUGCUUAAAGAUAGUGAAAGCAUCGAUUUCCUAAAGGGCAUGCAGUUUGACAACAUCGUUAGGGAAGCUAAAACGAAGAUCAAUAUGUGUAGCCGGCGAUUGAACGGGGCAGAAAAAGCUAUUUAUGAGCUUGCUGGUAAAAUGAAAACCAUUAAAUGGAGUUGGCGUGGUAUGCGUGGUGCAGGUUGGGUGUUCACUGCUUUAUUUCUGUUCAAGCGAUAUCAGGAAUCCAGUCAUUCGUCAUUGGACCUGUUGCUGUUUGGUGGGCUUACCCUGGUCGCGGGUGGCCUAUGGAUGUGCCUAUUUCCAAGCAGAGAGAGCGUUUUCUAUGAGUCUAUUGCAAAACUCGAAUCGCAACACUGUUUGUUGAAGGAGAAACUGGAAGAUUUGCGCAUAACCUUGACUAGCGCUAAAGAUUUUAGAGAUGGACCUUUGAAAAACAGGGGUCAUCCCAGUUAUGAUGUUCCUGUAGCCUACAAUUUACAAUAUUGAGCAAUGUCAAUUGAGCCACGAAGUGUUAAUACUGGAUGUAAUAUUGUGAGAUUUCUCCCCUUUUAUUGCUUUGUCAUACUACUUUUAUACAGAUCUUUACUUAAUUAUAAUAUACGUAAUAUGACGUACGAAAUACUAAUAAUUUACAUAAUAACUACACUACACCUCUCCCCAAACUAAUUAAAUAUAUUUUUUUUUGUA
This is a messenger RNA of Xenia sp. Carnegie-2017, 1294 nucleotides long. RefSeq lists its product as uncharacterized. The record is from RefSeq and is a predicted model, not a curated record. NCBI's taxonomy places the organism in Eukaryota, Metazoa, Cnidaria, Anthozoa, Malacalcyonacea, Xeniidae. The transcript is spliced from 3 exons. Bases 104 to 1093 code for a protein of 329 amino acids.